AUUGAUACUGAGAGCAAUUUUACGAGAAACUUAGAAAUAUCUGAAACGUUGAAUGACUAGUAUAGCAUUCUCGUGCUAUAAUGAAUUGUUGCUCUGACCCUGACAGAAAACGGCAGAAAAAAAUUCGGGCGAUAGAGACAGAAAAUUGGAUUCACAGAUUUCACUCGGAGUACUGUUGGGUCAAACGUUUGCCACAACAAAUUGACAGGCCCCUAAUCCCGGCGAAGCACCAACUGGAGUUUGACCGACUGGCCCCUACACCUCCCGGACGUGGCAAGCGCAUUAUCAACCUCCGUCGCCGUGCAAAUGAAAGUCUGGGAUUCGCUGUCAGGGGAGGAUUUGAACAUGGGAUUGGAGUGUUUGUGUCUCAUGUGGACCCAGGUUCCCAAGCUGAGCGACAGGGACUACGUGUAGGAGAUGAAAUUGUGAGAGUGAACGGCUACACCAUCUCCCAGGCAAUCCAUGAAGAGGUCCUCAACCUUAUUAAGGGUCGGGAUGCAGUGGAGCUCAAGGUUACAAAUAUAGGAAUGCUGCCUGUCAAAGAGAAGCAAGGAGAUGAUUUGACUUGGAAAUUUGUGGAGAAAAGGGACCGAAAGAAAAGUGUUGUGAAGACACAGAACCGAACAGCACCUGAAGAGGAGGGAGAAAUUGUAAAAUUGUUCGCCAAUCUCCGCACGUCACCCUCUCUCGGCUGUAGAAUUAUGAGUGGUCCCCAUGGUCGUGGAAUAUACAUCCAGAGGGUCGGGCCACAGAGCUUGGGGGAGCAAAUCGGCCUGGAAGUCGGAGAUCAGAUUCUGGAUGUCAAUGGUAUAAGCUUCCUGGACGUGACACAUAACGAGGCCAUUGUAGCGCUUAAGAGCAGCAAGGAACUUAAUCUUGUCAUCAGAAAAAAGUCGGGACUUCACAUAGUAGGCCUACAAUCCUCUGCAGCCAACACUCAUACACCGCUGCCAAAGGAACUUCCAAAACAAGAUAGGGUCCAGCUGAAUCAACAAUAUGAUGAGGAACCUGCAUAUGCUGUGGUUGUCAAGGAAAAGAAAGUAGCACCAUCUCCAACUGGAGCUCCAGCCCCCGCCCCUGCCUCCUCCCCACCACCGCCACCACCACCACCCCCACCACCUGUCGAACAGAUCACAGACAGACCAAAGACAAAGAAAAAAGCGCCUUCCCCUCCAUCAGCUACUCAGCCUCCGCAGCCAAGUCUAGAAUUCAGAGAAGAGCUCAACAGAGUGACCCUCAAGCGACAAGCUGAACAAGAAGGAAGGAAAGAUGAAGAUGAUGACACUUUAGAAGACAAUGAUAGUUUGAUGGGAGAGAAUGUAAUGGGGACGAGUAAGGAUGAGAGAGCAGAGGAGGAACAGACACCUUAUAGAUCUGAUGAAGCUACAGGAAAUCAGGAUUUGGAGGGCACAGCAAGGCUGGAGAAGAUCUUACAGCAGAAACAGGCCAGUCAGCGUCAGAUCGAGGAAAGACAACGGCAAGAGGUGUAUGAGACUAAUCGGAGGAAGAGAAAUGCUCUGGAACAUAAAUUAUUAGAAGAAAUUCGUCACCAUAAGAAGAAUUCUAAAAAAGAUGAGCUCAAGCUCAGACUGCAAAGACAACAACAGGACGCGGCAGAGAUGAAACGUGAAGGGGAGGUCUGCGCGCCGUCAGAUAUAUUACGGGGAAGAGGAAGACCCCUGAGGAAGGCAGACCUCGGCCUGGUAGGACCCAGUCCAGGUUUUACCCCACCUAACAAGAAGGAAAACCCUCCGUCAUCACCAAACAGUUCAGAGCAGGAGGAAACGACAAACUGCAAGUUUACAUCACCUAUUUCUGACAUUGACGAUUAUGUCCUGGAGAAGGCGGAUAGAAAUAUGGACUAUCCUGAGGUUACAGAUAUAGACAGUGUCAGUCGGUGGGAGAAACUGCCUUACAGCUUUAUACAGUGAUAACAGAAGUGUGUCGUUUAAUCAAGGAGACCUGGUGUCGUUUAAUCAAGGAGACCCGAUGUCAUUUAAUCAAGGAGACCCGAUGUUGUUUAAUCAAGGAGACCCGAUGUUGUUUAAUCAAGGAGACCCGAUGUUGUUUAAUCAAGGAGACGCGAUGUUGUUUAAUCAAGGAGACCCGAUGUUGUUUAAUCAAGGAGACCCGAUGUUGUUUAAUCAAGGAGAUGCAAUGUGUUUAAUCAAGGAGACCCGAUGUUGUUUAAUCAAGGAGAUGCGAUGUUGUUUAAUCAAGGAGACCCGAUGUCGUUUAAUCAAGGAGACCCGGUGUUGUUUAAUCAGACAUUAAUAGACAUUAAUAUAAAGUAUUAAAGUGAUUCACUGUAAAAUAAAGUAUAUAUCUGUAUGAUUUACUCAUAUAACCUUCCUUAUUUAAUUCACUACCAAGUUUCUUUUUCGAUUACAGAUCUAGCUCCUGACCCAAAGCACAUAAUUAAAAUCACGAUAUGAAUUUAUAUUUUGAUGUAAAAAUAUGAAUUCCUGACGUCAAUGGAAAUAGUUAUAUAUAAAAAACACUUUCCACAAGGCCUUUCUGCCAUCAUAGGCUUCUUCAGGCAGUCUAGUAUUUAUGAUGGCAGAAAGACCUACAAUUGUAAAUGAAGGCAAGAAAGGUUUUGCAAUAAAGUCUCAGAAUUAAUUGGGGUAUAUAUAUUGUAUAUAUAUUGUCAUUAUUAUUAUAAUUAUGUAUAUCUUAUAUAUUAUCCUAGAGACAAAGACAUUGCCUAAGUAUUGUGUGGUAUAUGUACAUGUUACAGAUAUUUUAGUAGCCAUACUGACUGUUUACUGGUUACCUACCAGUUCAUAUUCUUUCAGUUCAUUUUUCUGCCUUACGGCCAUCUGUACAUGAACAUUACAACAUAUUUAACAGUACAAUGCAAAAUUAAAAAACAACAUCAAGAUUGUAUAUACAGUGAAGAGUUGAGGUGAAGAGAUGAUACUCUUAAUUUAUCAGCUUCAGAAAUAAAUCUACCAAGCUGACA
This is a messenger RNA of Pecten maximus, 2965 nucleotides long. RefSeq names its product harmonin-like. Gene Ontology annotation, molecular function: protein binding. NCBI's taxonomy places the organism in Eukaryota, Metazoa, Mollusca, Bivalvia, Pectinida, Pectinidae. The record is from RefSeq and is a predicted model, not a curated record. Gene Ontology annotation, cellular component: plasma membrane; cilium; stereocilium tip.